AUGGCUGCGGACGCGACGCAGGGAAGUUCAGAAAACAAACGCAGAUUAGACGAAGAGGAGGACGGAGAUGACGGGUGGGUCGGACCCCUGCCCGGUGAGGCUGUUCAGACAAAAAAGAGAAAGGUGCUCGAGUAUGAAAGAGUCUACCUGGACAACUUACCAUCUGCUGCCAUGUAUGAGCGAAGCUACAUGCACAGGGAUGUUAUCACUCACAUUGCGUGCACCAGAACAGACUUCAUUAUUACAGCAAGUCAGGAUGGCCAUGUAAAAUUUUGGAAGAAGAAAGAGGAUGAGGGAAUAGAGUUUGUCAAGCAUUUUCGUAGCCACCUGAGUGUGAUUGAGUGUAUUUCAGUCAGUGCUGAAGGUGCACUCCUCUGCACUGUUGGUGAUGAUCAAGCUAUGAAGGUAUUCGAUGUUGUCAACUUUGACAUGAUCAACAUGAUCAAACUUGGGUUCCACCCUGGUCAGUGUGAAUGGAUCUAUAAUCCAGGUGAUGCCAUCUCUACCGUGGCCUGCUCUGAGAAAUCCACUGGGAAAAUACACGUCUACGAUGGGCGUGGAAACAAUCAGCCACUGCACACUUUUGAUAAAAUGCACUCCUCUCCACUCUGUCAGAUACGCCUCAACCCCAGAUAUCGCGUCAUUGUCUCAGCAGACAGAGCAGGCAUGCUGGAGUACUGGACAGGCCUCCCGAGUGAAUUUAAGUUCCCCAGACAGGUGGACUGGGAGUAUAAGACAGACACAGACUUGUAUGAGUUUGCGAAAUGUAAAACACAUCCCACCAGCCUGGCAUUUUCCCAUGACGGCAAGAAAAUGGCCACCAUGGCAGCCGAUCGCAAAGUGAGGAUUUUCCGCUUCCUGACGGGGAAGCUGAUGAGAGUGUUCGAUGAAUCUCUAACAAUGUUCACAGAACUGCAGCAGAUGAGGCAGCAGCUGCCGGACAUGGAGUUUGGCCGCAGGAUGGCCGUGGAGAGAGAGUUGGAGAAGGUGGACGGGAUUCGACUGACCAACAUCAUCUUUGACGAGACGGGCCACUUUGUGCUUUACGGAACCAUGUUGGGCAUCAAGGUCAUCAAUGUGGAGACAAACAGGUGUGUGCGCAUCUUAGGGAAGCAAGAGAACAUCCGUGUGGUGCAGUUGAGUCUCUUCCAAGGGGUUGCAAAAACCAUGACGGCAGCCCCCACUAUAGAGAUGAAAGCCUCUGAUAACCCCGCCUUACAGACCACCAAUCCCGACCCCACCAUCUUCUGCACAGCCUUCAAGAAAAACCGCUUCUACAUGUUUACAAAGAGGGAGCCAGAGGACACCAAGAGUGCUGAGUCUGACAGGGACAUCUUCAAUGAGAAGCCGUCCAAAGAGGAGGUCAUGGCUGCCACACAGGCCGAAGGGCCAAAGAGGGUCUCGGACAGCGCCAUCAUCCACACCACUAUGGGAGACGUCCAUAUCAAAUUGUUCCCUGUCGAGUGCCCGAAAACGGUGGAAAAUUUCUGUGUCCACAGCCGGAACGGUUACUACAAUGGUCACAUAUUCCAUCGUGUCAUUAAGGGUUUCAUGAUCCAAACUGGAGACCCCACAGGGACAGGCAUGGGUGGAGAGAGCAUCUGGGGUGGCGAGUUUGAGGAUGAAUUUCAUGCUACUUUGAGGCAUGACCGACCAUACACACUCAGCAUGGCCAACGCAGGUCCGGGAACCAACGGCUCACAGUUCUUCAUCACCGUGGUGCCCACUCCAUGGCUGGACAACAAGCAUACAGUAUUUGGAAGGACUACCAAAGGAAUGGAGGUGGUCCAGAGGAUCUCCAAUGUCAAGGUCAACCCCAAGACCGACAAGCCCUAUGAAGACGUGAGCAUCAUAAACAUAACUAUCAAGUAGAUUCCUCACCUACGCAGACUGUCGUGUCAUUAUUCUGUACAAUAAAGAGUCUUUUUUCCAGACAGUGCUGUAUUUAUCAGAGAUCUACAAAUGUUUAAGACAAGAGAAUGUCUGCUUUCUUUUUUUUAACAUUUUAAUAGCAUAACAAUUAUGAAUAUUUUUACAAAAAGCCAUCGUCAAGUUCACAACAAACAAAUGUAUUAAGUGUGCACUGUGCUUGUUGAGGUUUCAAACUUAAGAAGGAAAUCUUUCACAAACUGUGGUCCUCUGAAGAACGAGGGAAAGGCUUCACACAUGCUCUUUAACCUACAGUCAGUAAAACAUUACAUAGCAAUGAGAAAAACAUGGUUCAAACCAAAGGGUGGUUCGUCAAACCAACUAGCUCGGAGGAUGUAUGCGCCGAGUCACUAGCUAUGUUUCCAUUGACUUUGUGCACAAAUUGCAAGCCAUAAAAUGAAAAUGCUACCCAGCAGCUUG
Messenger RNA from Colossoma macropomum (tambaqui), 2349 nucleotides. It is a transcript of the gene ppwd1, whose product is annotated as peptidylprolyl isomerase domain and WD repeat containing 1. Gene Ontology annotation, molecular function: protein binding; peptidyl-prolyl cis-trans isomerase activity. Lineage: Eukaryota; Metazoa; Chordata; Actinopteri; Characiformes; Serrasalmidae. Gene Ontology annotation, biological process: protein peptidyl-prolyl isomerization. The record is from RefSeq and is a predicted model, not a curated record. The transcript has 11 exons. Bases 1 to 1872 code for a protein of 623 amino acids.